Molecule: messenger RNA, 643 nt
Organism: Adineta ricciae
Lineage: Eukaryota; Metazoa; Rotifera; Eurotatoria; Adinetida; Adinetidae
Source: the annotation of a GenBank genome assembly
AUGGAAGACGAACAAGAUUCAGCUGCACAAAAAAAGUUAAGCUUUUCCAUCGAUAAUAUUCUUGACAAACCUCAACCGUUGUUUCUCAAAAUCAAACAUCAUCAAUCAUUGUCACCGACGAAUGAACAUCAUAUUGGCAGUAGUGAUUGUUCAGCAGUUUCAACAAGUGAUGAUGAAGACAGUUGUUCCGACGAUGGAAUUCUCAAUCAAUAUAAUCAUCAUGAAAUCAUACAUCGAAAGAAAAAGACACGUACGGUCUUUUCACGUACACAAAUUUUUCAAUUAGAAACAACAUUCGAUCGAAAACGUUAUCUCUCCAGUGCAGAUCGAGCCAAUCUCGCACAAGGCUUACAACUCACUGAGCAACAAGUUAAAAUUUGGUUCCAAAAUCGACGCAAUAAAUUGAAACGACAAAUAGUUGAAGCAAGUCAAUCCAUAAACUCCGUUGUUGCAUCUUUACAAGCUCCGACACCUUCUUCAUCCAAUCAUACCUUAUCCCUACCGAGUGAUUUUUCUUCUUCAUCUCCAACGAAACAAACUCGUCGUCAUUUUGAUCCCGCUUCAUUUUAUGAACUAGCUACUCUUGCUGCUGCACACGCUGCCGCUGCUUUUCACAACAAUCAUAAAAGUCAAACUAGUACAA